Messenger RNA from Phacochoerus africanus (Common warthog), 2674 nucleotides. RefSeq names its product phosphofructokinase, platelet (gene PFKP). The coding region runs from base 88 to 2463 and encodes 791 amino acids. Gene Ontology annotation, cellular component: cytoplasm; membrane; 6-phosphofructokinase complex. The record is from RefSeq and is a predicted model, not a curated record. NCBI's taxonomy places the organism in Eukaryota, Metazoa, Chordata, Mammalia, Artiodactyla, Suidae. Gene Ontology annotation, molecular function: fructose-6-phosphate binding; ATP binding; identical protein binding. The transcript is spliced from 22 exons. Gene Ontology annotation, biological process: fructose 1,6-bisphosphate metabolic process; canonical glycolysis; fructose 6-phosphate metabolic process.
CGGGGCCGGCGGUUCCAGAGGCGGCGGCGCGGGCGGGGCGCAGUGGCUGCUGAGCACCCUCCCGGCGCCGUCUCCGGCCUGCUCGCCAUGGCCCACCACGACGACUCCCAGAACCCCAAGGGUUCCUUCCGAAAGUUCCUGGAGCACCUCUCCGGGGCCGGCAAAGCCAUCGGCGUGCUGACCAGCGGCGGGGAUGCCCAAGGGAUGAAUGCUGCUGUCCGAGCCGUCGUCCGCAUGGGCAUAUACGUGGGGGCCAAGGUGUACUUUAUCUACGAGGGUUACCAGGGCAUGGUGGAUGGCGGCAGCAACAUCGUCGAGGCGGACUGGGAGAGCGUGUCCAGUAUCCUGCAAGUGGGAGGGACGAUCAUUGGCAGUGCCCGCUGCAAAGACUUCCGCUCUCGGGAAGGCCGCCUGAAAGCUGCUGCUAACCUGAUCCAGCUGGGCAUCACCAACCUGUGUGUCAUCGGCGGGGACGGCAGCCUCACGGGGGCCAAUAUCUUCCGGAGAGAGUGGAGCGGGCUGCUGGAGGAGCUGGCCAAGGAUGGCAAGAUCGACCAGGAGGCAGUGCAGAGACACGGGCACCUCAACGUGGUGGGGAUGGUGGGCUCCAUCGACAACGACUUCUGUGGCACCGACAUGACCAUCGGCACCGACUCGGCCCUGCACCGCAUCAUGGAGGUGGUGGAUGCCAUCAUGACCACCGCCCAGAGCCACCAGAGGACCUUCGUUCUGGAGGUCAUGGGCCGGCACUGCGGGUACCUGGCCCUGGUGAGCGCCUUGGCCUGCGGGGCCGACUGGGUGUUCCUUCCGGAGUCCCCGCCAGAGGAAGGCUGGCAGGAGGACAUGUGCGUCAAACUCUCGGAGAACCGCGCCCGGAAAAAACGGCUGAAUAUCAUCAUUGUGGCCGAGGGAGCCAUCGACACUCAGAACAGACCCAUCACCUCGGAGCAGAUCAAGGAGCUCGUGGUCACGCAGCUGGGUUACGACACACGGGUAACCAUCCUUGGACACGUGCAGAGGGGCGGGACGCCUUCAGCCUUUGACAGGAUCUUGGCCAGCCGCAUGGGUGUGGAGGCUGUGGUCGCCCUCCUCCAGGCCACCCCGGAGACCCCAGCCUGCGUGGUGUCGCUGAGCGGGAACCAGGCGGUGCGGCUGCCGCUGAUGGAGUGCGUGCAGAUGACGCAGGAUGUCCAAAAGGCGAUGGACGAGGGGAGAUUUAAGGAGGCCGUGAAGCUCCGAGGAAGGAGCUUCGAGAGCAACCUGAACACCUACAAGCGGCUGGCCAUGAAGCUGCCUGACUGCCAGAUCCCAAAGACCAACUGCAACGUGGGUGUCGUGAACGUGGGCGCGCCCGCGGCCGGCAUGAACGCGGCAGUGCGCGCUGCCGUGCGUGUGGGCAUCUCCGACGGACACAAGAUGUUCGCCGUGUACGACGGCUUCGAGGGCUUCGCCAAAGGCAACAUAAAGGAAAUCGGCUGGGCCGAUGUUGGAGGCUGGACCGGCCAAGGAGGCUCCAUUCUUGGGACAAAACGCACCCUUCCCGGGAAGUACCUGGAGGACAUUGCGGCGCAGAUGCGUGCCCACCGCAUCAAUGCCCUCCUGAUCAUCGGUGGGUUUGAGGCCUACCUGGGGCUGCUGGAGCUGUCGGCCGCCCGGGAGAAGCACGAGGAGUUCUGCGUCCCCAUGGUCAUGGUUCCGGCCACCGUGUCCAACAACGUCCCGGGCUCCGACUUCAGCAUCGGGGCCGACACCGCUCUCAACACCAUCACCGACACGUGCGACCGCAUCAAGCAGUCGGCGAGCGGGACCAAGCGCCGCGUGUUCAUCAUUGAGACCAUGGGCGGCUUCUGCGGCUACCUGGCCAACAUGGGGGCGCUGGCGGCCGGCGCUGACGCCGCCUACAUCUUCGAGGAGCCCUUCGACAUCCGGGACCUGCAGUCCAACGUGGAGCACCUGACGGAGAAGAUGAAAACCACCAUCCAGAGGGGGCUCGUGCUCAGGAACGAGAGCUGCAGCGAGAACUACACCACCGACUUCAUCUACCAGCUCUACUCGGAGGAGGGCAGGGGGGUGUUCGACUGCAGGAAGAACGUGCUGGGCCACAUGCAGCAGGGUGGGGCGCCUUCUCCAUUUGAUAGAAACUUCGGAACCAAGAUUUCGGCCAGAGCCAUGCAGUGGAUCAGCUCGAGGCUGAAGGAGUCUCUGGGGAAAGGAAAAAGAUUUGUGAGCGAUGAUUCCAUCUGCGUGCUGGGAAUCAGCAAACGAAACCUUCUCUUCCAGCCUGUGGCGGAGCUGAAGAAGGAGACGGACUUCGAACACAGGAUCCCCAAGGAGCAGUGGUGGCUCAAGCUGCGGCCCCUCAUGAAGAUCCUGGCCAAGUACAAGGCCAGCUUCGAGGUGUCGGAGGCCGGCCAGCUGGAGCCCGUGCAGCACCGCGGCCCUGAGGAGCCCGCCGCCAUCUAGCCGCCCGCCGCCCGCCUCCCGUUUUGUAAGGUUUAAGUUAUUUAUCAGCACUUGGUGCCAGUACUGUCGACGCUAAUGCGUAACCCCAGGGCUCGGCCUGUGUCCUUCCCUGUCCGCCAGGUCCCAGCCCCCGCACGGGGCAUCUGCUGCGUCUCGCUCUGUGCCGCCUGCUUCAGAAGCCACGCAGAAUUAAACACUUGUGAAACUCCAA